Molecule: messenger RNA, 2330 nt
Organism: Drosophila subobscura
Lineage: Eukaryota; Metazoa; Arthropoda; Insecta; Diptera; Drosophilidae
Gene: Tif-IA
Product: RNA polymerase I-specific transcription initiation factor RRN3
Exons: 6
Coding region: 448-2277 (609 amino acids)
Biological process (GO): transcription initiation at RNA polymerase I promoter
Cellular component (GO): nucleus
Molecular function (GO): RNA polymerase I general transcription initiation factor activity; RNA polymerase I core binding
Source: RefSeq, a predicted model, not a curated record
UUUUGCUGACUUUUUUUUUGUUUAAACCUUAAUUUACAAACAUUCCCAUAAGAAGGAAACAUUUAAACAAGCCGGUCUUGUAGAAAAUUGAUUAAUUUUUAUAGAUAAAUUAUAGGAUUUGGGCUGAGUGCACUGGCUAGCUGGUAAUAUUAAACCGAAUAUAAAAAUCGAGGAAUGUGAACGCCAUCAAUGUUGAAAUGCAACGUGUUUUGAUUUCAGCUGAGGUCUAGACUCUGCACAGUAAACACUUUGUGGAUGCUUUCCACAUAAAUAUUGAGUGGAAACUACACUUAUAAUGAUAAUAUAUUAUACUAAAACUCUAAGAAAGUGUGUAAGAGGCUGCUUAACUCGUAAAACGUAGAUCGCUGAACUGUCAAGCAUUGUAUUGAAGUGCUCCUUUCGGGUCACAUCAAUUGCGCACUAUUACUAAAUAGAACUGUCAUUAAAAUGUCUGCCUACACAAGCAAAACGGGAACGACUUCCAUUUUAAAGUCAUUUACAAGUGCCGACCGCGAGCGGGCUAAGGCUGCGGCCAUCAACAAGGUGAGAUUCUCCACUCCCAAGGAGAAGGGACUUUUGGAAUCGGUGCGUGCGGCACAGGGCGGAAAUUUUCACCUGGUCAAAGAAUUCUCUUUCUAUCUUUUGGAAGCGGAUCUCGACGAUGAAGAAGUCUUACAAAUCAUGAAGGAUGGCAGGAAAAUUGUGCACAGCUUGACUACAGAUUUUGCCAACGUUGUUGAGGCUUUGCUUUCGUUUAACUGGCGAAAGCGCUCGCCCGAAGUCGUUGCCGCUUACACAGAAUUCAGCAUUGAUAUUAUGGUGGCCCACAAUACAUAUAUACCCAUAGGUAUAUCAAAAUGUAUUGUCAAUUGGAUACCAGGGGAUUUGCAAGCUGCCGACUGGGUCAAUGGAUGUCCAGGGGAAGAAACGCGCACUGAGCUGAAAACAGUUCACGACAUCCUCAACCGCAUUUUGACCGCUGUGCCCAUGGCGUUUGAUGUGGUUAUUGAUGCAAUAUCUAGUAAAUUUCCAUACUUCAAGAAACCAGCGCAUGUUACAGCUGGAUAUCUGUACAAUGUUCUCUGGUUAAUAGAGUAUAAACCAAUGUUUGGGGAGCUCGUUUUGCAGCUGGUCUUGCAGAAACUUCUUAUAUUGGAUGUCAAUGCUCCAAGGGAUGAGAUCGUCGAGACAGAGGAGGAGGCAGACAAAAUGGACGAAGAUGGCAUCUUUACCAUUGAGGAUGUAACCGCUGACACUGUGGUCAAGCAGUCGGAAGAUUCGGUUCUGCAUCCCAUUGGACACACACUGGACACCUGUCUGUCUAUACUUUUCAAGUUUGUAGAUGGUAAAACUAGAAUUCAGCCGGAAUUUAGCGAGGAGGAACGUUGGGCUGCCAGCCGCUUCUUCAAGACUCUGUUGUACAUCUUCGAGGAUGUUUUGCUGCCCAGUCACAAUACCCAUCAUGUGCAAUUUGUCAUCUUUCAAGCGUGCAGCAUACGCCCUUCAUAUUCUGAGGCAUUUCUCAGCUCGCUCUGGCUAAAAGUGCAGAAUCCAAACGUGUCUGCUAUUCUACGACACGCGGCUGUCGGCUACAUGGCCAGCUAUUUAGCUCGCGCUAGAUUUGUGCCACUCAGCACAAUUAAAAUGUAUCUUAAUGAGCUGAGCAACUGGGCGAAUAGCUACAUAGGAGACUCGGACCAGUACAGCAGCCAAAACGGCUCGUUAAAGGCCAACAUGGUUUUCUUCUCCGUCUGUCAGUCCAUAUUUUAUUUGAUUGCCUUCCGCGCAAAAGACUUGACAAAGGAUUUGCACUACCUGCAACUGCUUCCCCUCUCCCGCAUUGCCAUGUCCCACUUGAAUCCCUUGCGUUACUGCCUACCAGCAGUGGCCACUGCAUUUGCUGGAGUGACGCGCACCCAUCAGCUGGCCUAUUGCCACACAGUUUUGGAGCGUAAUGCUCGACGUAAGCUGGCCACUGUCUAUGGCCAUGACAAGGCUAUGCCUGAGGAGACGCUAGAAACAUUUUUCCCCUUUGACCCUUAUUUGCUCAAAUUAUCGAACAAAUAUAUUGAGCCCAACUAUCUAGUCUAUAAGGCGCAUGAUAUGGACGAGUGUGCCGCGACAGAAACUUUUCGCCGCAAGCGGGGCGACUCCGAAAUGGUUGAGGAAGAUGACUUUAUACUAGCGGACAAGCGUCAGAAGUUGAACGAACUUUCAAAGAGCCAGGAGUUCGACAAGCACUUCCAUUACGGAACUUCGCCGGGCUUUAAUACAUAAUGUUGUGAUGUACAUAGUAUUGAUAAAGUUGAAAUAUACUUUUGCAAUCGGUA